AUGUCAGAAGGCAAUCUUCCUCCGUAUCAGUACUCUACAACCAACAACACCCGAGCUGCACUACAGAGCUCAAGCAGGAAGGAAAGCCGAAGAAGUCAGAAGCAAAAGAGAGGGAUUGAUCCAGUAGGCGGGGAUGAGCCACCCUUGAAGAAAACAAAGGGCAGGCGGAAGGACUUCGAAUCCCCUCUUGCAGCAGACGACCCCUUGCGCAACCGUGACAAGCCCUUGGACAAACCCACACGCUCCCAUACGUCGUCUCUCCGAAGCACACCAGCCAUAUCGAGGGCGCAGUCACAGGAGUCAGACUCCCAGUCGGGCCGCAGUGGUAUUCGCACGCCAGCAGAGCUUGAACCCGGCUCCUCUGGCCUCGGACGUUCGAAUGUGGUUCCACCUACACGCUUUGCCACUGCAAUCAAUGAACACACCGAUUUCAUGUCCGGGUUGGACAGUCAUCAGCUUGUAGAUGCAUAUGGUGUCCCACUUCCGGCGAUGCAGGCCUUGCUUGAUGAUGAGCUUGAAGAAGACGAGGCAGCACGCAAUUCGAAUGUCGAGAAACUUGCGGAGUUUGCUAAGGGACUGGCACCGGUGAUCUAUGCAAACUGCGUCCUUCGGCGCAAAGGGCCUCCCUCAACCCUCACCUGUUCCGAAUGCCGUACCCCAGACAGUGCUAGAUGGCGAUGCGAUAGCUGUCAGACACGUCGCGACCUGUGUGCAGCCUGUCUUCGAAAGACACACAUGGCCACGCCCUUUCAUCGUGUUCGUUACAACACCGGUACACAGUUUCGCGAGGCUACACUGCGAGACGUUGGAGUGUACAUCCAACUUUGUCCAGAGGCUACGGGUACAGACCAUUGCCCUGCAUAUAGCUCUUCGGAGCACGUGCUUCCCAGUGACAUUGACACACGCACUCCCCCGACUUACGGCACUGUACUUGAUGUUCCACCAGCACAUCGGGAGGCAGGACAUGGGCAGCAGGAACCAGGAUAUGGGCGAGGUCCGUCGGGGCUACGCCCAGCUGACCAGGGAGCUCCAGAUCCGCCGGGGAAUCGCCCGGAUCCGAUGGAGCCUGGAGCCAGUCAGGACGAAGAGCUGUGGCCAGACGAUCAGGCAGGUGGUGAGAUGGAUGAAGGCGAUGCUGAAGCAGAGCUGAAGGAUGCCGAGGACAUUGAGGAGGGCGCUUCGUUCGGAGAGAGUGGACAAACUCGGGUGCGGGGACGCGAGGCCAUCAUCAAGAAGGACUGCUGGGGCCACCAGGUCCUUGUAAUCGUGGACAAGACAGACAUACAUCAGCUAGGUGUCUCGUACUGCAAGUGUCGCGCAGGCCGUGAUCUUCCCCCGUAUCAGCAGCUGCUUCAGCUGGGCGGCCUCUUCCCUGCAACCGAAUCACGACCGCGGACAUGCUUCACUCUUGAAGGUCUCGCCUACCAUCAAGUCGACAGACUGGAGUGCAGGGUUGCACCACAGGCCAUGGUGCGAAAGCUGCGACGGCAUACCUCGCCACUGCACCCUUCAACAGUACCAAACCGCUAUCUCGAGGCGCUACGCGUCAUCCGAGAGUACACAGUCGUCGAUAAUCUUAUCGUGCAUGGAUUUGCACAUCAGCCUGUCGAUGACUGGAAGCCGCCGCCUCCUGGUGGUCUGUUCUAUCGCUGUGUCGUGUGCCCAUCCAAGAGGAACUUGCCUCGUGGUCAUAAGAACGAUCCCAAUUCAUGGGCCUUCUAUCAUACGUUCGCACACGAUGGCAACUUCAGCGGCCAGCACACGGUCUCGCUUCAGCCUGGGAACAAUAUCCCCCUCUUUCCUGGCACUGGCGCAUUUCAGCAUCCAGACGAAGCGAAAGCAGACCUGGCAGCAAUGAAGACUGAUAAGCAAGUGCGCAAGGAGGCUGAACAUCUGUUUGCGAAGGACAAACCUUGUAACAAGCAUCUCGCAGCCCAGGUCAGUGGCAAGACACGCGACAAGGUGACCGACAUCAAGGGCAUUGGUGCAUGGGCUUGUGCGCGGCACGGCGAGUUUGCUGCAGGAGGGACAUGCAAUUAUGAACUUGGUGAAGCGUCUGGGCCUGCCGAUGUCGCACUGAACAAUACAUUCAAGCUCAAUACAGACCCGGAGGUCGUCGAUCGGUUGCAACUUUUCUAUGAUAUUUGGUGCCGUUAUGGCGUCCAUCUACGCGAGAGGUUCAACCGAACUCCAAAUGUCAGCUGGCCUGAGUUUGCGGAGGUUCUAGGGAGCGUUGGAGUGUGGCACAUUUAUGGCCAUGUCUUUGAGUGCUAUGGGAGGUGGUCCAGUCUCUAUGCCCGCCAUUGUGGCAUUGUUGAUGGGGAGAUCCUCGAAACUCUCUGGUCGGUUCUUAAUCAGAUCCUUGAGACUUGCCGUGGGAUGUCUCUUGCGCAUCGAGAAGAGGUGAUCAGCAUGUUCGAGUCGGACAGCAAUCAUAGGAAGAACCUCAAUAUGGUCGAUACCAUUGCCAAGAAGUUCGAGAAGUACAUUGCCGAGGCAGCGCGUCGCGAAGCCAUUGUAGCUCAAUUGUCAGCUUGUACAUCGCCCGAGAAUGUCACCACCUGGGAAGCAGAACGACUAGCAUUCGAGCGCGACCGUAUCAAUGAUUCCUCCAUUGCGGACACAUUCUUUCAGCACGAGCUGGUCCAAGUAACAUCACGGAAGGAGACAGAAGUACAGCUCUUAGAACAAGAAGCAAGCCAACUGGAUGGAAAGGGCCUGGUAAAGGCAAUCAUCGAUGCCAUGAAUCUGCAAGUCGACCAGUUAAAGUUGCAAGCUUUAGACAAGCAGGCUACUUCGACAGGAGAUCGCCGAGCUGUUGCCACCUCACGUACUCGCAUAAAUCAACGCGUUAACAAGUGCAACGAAGCAAUGGCAGCGGCUUUGGGCUCUCGCCCUGGCCGGAAUGAGCUUCAGAAGGUCCGCUUACAGCCACUUAUGAAGGAGGAUGAAUGGGGUCCGCCGGAGGGGGAGAGGGAGACCCGACGGAGAUACAAUCUCCGAGAGGGGGCGGAGUUCCGUGCUGUGGACAUGCCAUCAUCCAGGUCAGAUGGAUGGCGAAAGGGACUGCAACUGGAGCAAGGAAGCCCCGAAAUGCUCACUCGGCGUCGCGCGAUGGAUAUCCAGGCCCAACUGUGCGUAGCCUUGAUGAACGAGUCACUUGGAGAGAUUCGCACGCGCAUAGUGGACCAAGCAAACACGUACCUCCAGCGCAUACGUUCGACACGAGGCCACGCAAAUGUCAACUAUCACGAGAGAAAUGUCGCACACGAGGAGGCUAGGAGACAAGGCAAGGCAGUGCGCAUACAUGCGCAGAUCUACAAUGCAUGUCGCGAGAAGUUGGCUAAGCUCGGAUGGGAGGGAGACGCAGUGUCUCAAGAGAAGAUAAUGUCGUGGCUUCUGCGAUAUCGUGUGCUCAGAUCGGAGGACUUGAUCUGCUCCACAGCAACAUACAGCACACGAGGCACAGUCCCCGACUUCAGCCUGCCCUGGUUUUGGCGCAUGGUGGCAGCCAAUCCGGACGAGCCAGUAGAAGUGACACGCAAAAAAGACGAGGAGUUCAUUGCAGCCUUCUUUCGUAUUCGAUGGAUCAAUGCUCGAUGCUCACUUGUGCGAUGCCAGGAGGAGCUGAUCAUUUUGCAUUUCGAGAUGCAGAUGUGUUACCUGGGUUACAAAAGCCUCGCAGACGACUGGAUUCAAAGGAAGCAGGUGAUGAGCGGACAGGUGGCGCACGAGUACAUGGCUGCCGAGAUGGCAUCGAACUGGACAGACAUGGCAAAUUAUGGGAGGGAGAGAUUCAACAUGUGUCACAAAGAUGUAAUUACAAGUUCGUUGUCGACGUAA
Molecule: messenger RNA, 3843 nt
Organism: Peniophora sp. CBMAI 1063
Lineage: Eukaryota; Fungi; Basidiomycota; Agaricomycetes; Russulales; Peniophoraceae
Source: the annotation of a GenBank genome assembly